Molecule: messenger RNA, 2475 nt
Organism: Opisthorchis viverrini
Lineage: Eukaryota; Metazoa; Platyhelminthes; Trematoda; Opisthorchiida; Opisthorchiidae
Exons: 1
Coding region: 1-2475 (824 amino acids)
Source: RefSeq, a predicted model, not a curated record
AUGCUAUUUAUGAAACUUCGGCAAAGAUUUUCGUUUGCCCGCAAUAAGUUAGAUGCGGGUGGUGACCAUCGCUUGGGAAAGGUCAACUCUGUACAGACCUCCGAAACUCCAAGUGAGAACACUUUACAGGUAUGCAGGUCUUAUCGAUACUGGUUAGCAAAGGUAUUGAAGGUCAAGAAAACUUUGUGCAAAGUCCAUUGGCGCAAUAAGGAGUUCAAACAGUACCACUUGGGACGGCAUGACAGUGAAAGUUGGUACAUAAGAAACUGUACUUCUAAAAUUGACCGGAUGCUUAACCACGGUAUUCUAAGUGUGGAAUGGUUGUUCAUUGCUAUAGAUUACUUGAAAACACUGGAAUCAGACCUGCAGAACAAGCGGAAGUCAGUUCGAAAGCUGGUACAUGACAACCACAGUUUGCAAAAAUCUGUAUUGGCAAAACAUCAGCAGUGGCUAAAUGUGAUCGGUGAGUGUCAGCAUCUAUACAACCAAUACAGGGCCUGGCAAUUUGCUGUCACACUAGAGGAUUCUAGUUAUUCCGUGCUGAACCAGCUUGAUGUCAGUUCAAAAAGUUUGGACAGAUGGCAGCCUAGAAGACUUGACCCAGACAAUCCUAACAAGUUGAGUGCCCUGCCAUGGAUUUUGAUACCGGAAAACAAACUGAAUUUCCAAACAGAAGUUGAGGAAUUCUGGAAGCUGGGUGAAUACCAGAACGCCAUACACGUGGCCGUAAAAACCCUAAACACCAAUAAAAUUCUCCCUGUGACACAACAGCAUCGGUAUCCAAAGACGUCCAUAGCUGAAUUGCUAAAAGUGGUCAGUUAUUUCGCUGACCUUUCGGUGAGAUGCUUUCGAGACAGAGUCAGGGGGUUGGGCUUAUUUUGUGCCAACUAUGUCAUUCGACUUUUGAUACAUCUCAAUCCACCCAAGUCCUCUGCUUCAAGAAGAAAAAUUCUGAUGCCUGAAAGGUUCGUCAAACUUCGCGAACGUCUUGGGAGUUUACGUGUUCAUGAGACUGACUGGGCUGGCAUACUGGAAGCGUGUCGAAAGGUAAUAGGAAUAUUCUGGCUUGCGGGACGACACACAGACGCCAAUGAAUUGGUAGAAGCUUUGUUCAGUGCUCGAGUUUCAAAUAGUCGAAUCGAGGAAGGCGAAUCACAAGUGGGCCAAACCAGACUUGGUUGUCUGUUAACAAGUGGUCUUUGUUUAUAUGUAAGUCAUGUCAGUUCCCUCUUCUCUCACAUGAACAGACAAGAAAAUCAUGUUAGUCUACAGCUUUUGGAAUUAGCCCUUCUUUAUUCCGAAGGAGCCAUUGGAACUGCAGCAAUGGAUAUCAAGCCAAAGGAAUGGAAAUUGCGACCUUUUCAAAAUGAAGAUGAACUUGGAGCCGCCCUUUAUUUAUGGUUGCUCACAAUAGAGAAUACCUGUAGAUUUUGCUCAAACUUAGGAAGCUCGCAUGAUGUGCUACUCCUAGCUCAGAUUUCCUUGUCCGUUUAUGGACACAUCAGGGGACCAGGUGGUCGAGCUCUCAGUCAACUUUUAAAAGUGGCGCUGAUGGCCGAAGAAGAAUUCCAACUUUCCUGCAUUCACACACAACUAAGAGAAGGAAAGUCGGACUUUUCGUUGGACACCUAUCUGAGUCAACUGGAUUGUGUAGAAAUUCCAAUUUCGAUAGAAUCGAUCGUACACGAAGUGAUACUGGUAUGCCGGGGACAAAAGUGGAACUCUGCUGCGGAGCUGUUGGAUUGGUGGGUUACUGGAUGUAAGUUGCAAAGACAAGGCCACAAAACGCGUCAAAAAAGAGCAAAGUAUACUCUGAAUGAAAGUGCAUUUCGGACCGAUAAAUUGCAACUGCUCAACCAUUCAUCAGUUGCAUUGAAACGGAAAACAAUUUUCCUGAGCUUUUUGAACAACGUAGCACAAAUUUCAUUGGGAAAUGGAAUGUUGGGAAACGAGGAUUCAUGCGCUCUUGUUGCCAGUUCGUCCACCGGAAAACAUCGUGAAAUGGAAACUGGGGAUGCGUUUUGUAACUUCUCCAGUCGUCCAAGUGACCCUAGACAGGCCUUCUUCUCUCCAAUUUAUAAGGUAUUUUUGCCAGGAUUUAUAGAAGCCCUAGAAAGCUUGCGAUUAUUCAUGGGAGAAAACAAAACGAUAGAGCAAAGUGAACAAUUCUUUCGUCUGCAAAGCAAUCGGAACCUUUAUCAGUGGUGCAAAGGAGCACAUUUGCAAAGGGGCUCAACAGAUGUCUACCUAAUGCCACAGGUCGAAUUGCUACUGGAUAGAAAUUAUAUGGCAAAUAUGUGUGAAAACAUUACUUUCCUGUUAACCCGAGAUCUCGGAUCAGCCCGUUCAUUAAAAAACGCCAAGAAAACCACAAGUAGACGACAACAGAAAAAUUUACACCAUGCGAAAACGACACCUUUCCCAGUGGUAGAAACCUUAACUCCAAUCUUGCAAUCGAACACGUAUCUGGUGUGA